This is a messenger RNA of Cynara cardunculus var. scolymus (artichoke), 2184 nucleotides long. RefSeq names its product putative wall-associated receptor kinase-like 16. Gene Ontology annotation, molecular function: polysaccharide binding; protein serine/threonine kinase activity; calcium ion binding. Gene Ontology annotation, cellular component: plasma membrane. The record is from RefSeq and is a predicted model, not a curated record. Lineage: Eukaryota; Viridiplantae; Streptophyta; Magnoliopsida; Asterales; Asteraceae. The coding region runs from base 1 to 2184 and encodes 727 amino acids. Gene Ontology annotation, biological process: protein phosphorylation; cell surface receptor signaling pathway. The transcript is spliced from 3 exons.
AUGGUUUUUGGUGGCAACCAUCAAAUUUCCACAACGAUAGCCUCAGGCAACAUAGCAAAGCAAGACUGCCAAACACAAUGCGGAAACGUGACAGUUUCCUACCCUUUUGGUAUCGGGGUAGACUGUGCUUUAGAUGGGUCAUUUAAUUUCUUCUGCAACUCUACAGAAGAACCCCCAAAGCUUAUCUACGGUGAAAACAUUGAAGUAUACAGUAUUUCAGAUUCGGAGAUAAACAUCUCCACUUCGAUCGGUUACACAUGCUACAACAAAGAAGGGAUUAUAACUGACACAUUUGAUGCAUGGACUAGCAUUCCUUCCACUGACCCUUUCACCUUUUCACGAAAGAACAAGUUCACAGUCAUUGGGUGCGAUGAUUUUGCCAACAUUAGUUCGACUARCUUCUCAAGUGGCUGUUGGGGGACRUGUAACGAAGCAAAUGAAGUGCCUKAUGGGUAUUGCUCAGGAAUUGGCUGUUGUCAGACAUCUAUACCCAAGGGUCUGAAAGAUUACACUGUUACACUUAACUCCUUUGAUGACCAUAAAAGAGUUCAGUCCUUCAAUCCUUGUGGCMUGGCAUUUCUUGGUGAGGAAGACAGUUUUAAGUUCCUUGGAGCAGAGGAUUUWUAUAACUAUACCGAGUUUUAUGACAGGACAUUAUCCAAAGUCCCCAUAGUUCUUGAUUGGGUUAUUGGAAGCAACCGAAGUUGCAAAGAGGCUACGGAGUGCAAGGGUAAUAGUUCCUGCAAGGAUGCAGAGAWUGGUGGGUAUCACUGCAUCUGCAAUGAAGGUUAUGAGGGCAAUCCUUAUCUUGAUCCAGGUUGCCAAGACAUCGACGAGUGCAAGGAUAAAAGCCAUUGUUAUGGUAAUUGCAUUAAUAUUCAAGGGAGUUACAAUUGUACGUGUUGGCCAGGAUACACGGGUGAUGCAAUGACUGCAGAUGGUUGUCGAUACAUUGCUAAAAAAUCAAAAAUUUUGGCUUUUGUAUUGAGUCUAGCUCUCGGUAUUGGCUUGCUGGCAAUAUUUUCUGCAGUAAGUGGGAUUUUCUUUGGAAUAAGGAAAAGGAAACUAACCAAGCUACGAGAAAAGUUCUUUGAGCAAAAUGGGGGUGUGUUUCUGAAACAAAAACUCAAGGCACCAGGGACUAGCAAUGCAGUGACUAUCUUUAGCACUGAACAACUUCARAAAGCGACUGAUAAUUAUUCUGAUGAGCGAAUCAUUGGCCGAGGUGGUUAUGGUGUAGUGUAUAAAGGAAUUUUGCCUGAUAAAGGUGUUGUUGCAAUAAAGAAGUCAAAACUAGUGGAUGGGACCCAAAAGGAGCAAUUCGUCAAUGAAGUCUUAAUCCUUACACAAGUCAUACAUAGAAAUGUGGUGAAGCUUUUAGGCUGUUGUUUGGAAGAAGAGGUCCCAGUACUAGUUUAUGAGUUCAUCUCCAACAAUACGUUAUUCCAUCACAUUCAUCAUAUAUCARGUGGAAUGAGUUGGUUAUCAUGGGAGAAUAGGUUAAGAAUUGCCUCUGAAGCUGCAGGUGCACUUGGAUACCUUCAUUCACAAGCUACCAUGCCUAUCAUACACAGAGAUGUCAAGUCUACCAAUAUAUUAUUAGAUGAUAACUAUACCACAAAAGUUUCUGACUUUGGUGCUUCAAGGUUGGUCCCAUUAGAUCACGAUCAAGUCACCACUCUUGUUCAAGGCACACUUGGAUACUUGGAUCCUCAAUACUUCAAUACAAGCCAACUGACGGACAAGAGUGAUGUAUAUAGUUUUGGAGUGGUCCUUGCAGAACUCAUAACUGGGCAAAAACCCCUUUGUGCUGAUAGAACCAAUCAAGAAAAGAAUCUAGCUACAUAUUUUGUCAAGUCGAUGAAAGAAAACCGGCUAUAUGAAAUUGUUGAACCACGAGUGCUACGUGAAGGCACUYUAGAGCAGUUACAAGCAGUAGGUGAGUUGGUAAAGAGAUGCCUUAAGUUAGAAGGCGAUGAUAGACCUACGAUGAAAGAGGUGGAGAUGGAGCUAGAGGGAUUGAGGAAGUUCACAACUCAUCCUUGGGCUCGAGAACAAACACAUGAAGAAUCUACAAGCUUAAUCGUUGAAGUUGAACAAUCUGAUCUUUAUAAUGAAUGGGAAUCUUACUCAGGUAGUACUCAUAUGGCGUUUCAAGAAAAAAAAACCACGUUAACCGGUUAA